AUGAGUGACUUUCGUCGUGCUAGUACGGAUGCCAUUGCAGACGAAGAGCGUCCUUCGACAAGGCGUCGUUUGACUUACGAAGGAUCAGCCGAGGUUGGCAUCGGACCGCCCCAGAACAGGGCACCAGGGGAAGAAGCAAGCAACGAGAAUGGCGCAGCUUUGGUGUUCCAAGAUCCCAAAGAAGAUCAUCAGGAAGAAAGCAAUGAAGAGGCAACUCAGCCAACCCCCCAGCAACAAGAAAUUCUGGCCCAUACGCCACAAUUCGGAGGCAAUCCUGUUUGUGUCAAUGCUCUGGCCGGGUGUGGCAAGACCACAACUAUUGCCCUUCUAUGUCAGAAUCUGGAAACCAAAUAUCCAGGCUCCAACAAACUCUACCUGGUCUUCAGCAAGAAAAACGAAACUGAAGCAAUGCAAUCUGGCAAAUUCCCCAAGACGAAUAUGGAGAUUAGAACAACCCAUGCCUUUGUCUUGAGGCAUUACUUUGGGACCAACAUGAUGUGCUUCCAACCACAAGAGGAUUGUACCUUGGAUGACAUCAAAGCUGUGGUCAAGUUGCAAGAGGAGAUGAAGAUGUUUCUACCCAAUGCUGACCCCAAUAGCCGCAAAUUCAAACGACAGGUCAACUCGGUUGCAUCGUAUGUACGCGAGACCGUGCACAAGUUUCAGGCUUCAGACCAUGCAUUGCUAGAUGAUCAGCACAUUUUUUGGAGAGCCAAACACAAUACAAACAUGUCCAAAAGAUUCCAAUGGCGUAACAAGAUCCCCGUUUCGAAAUACAAGGAAUGGGCGGCCCAGUUCUUUGCUGUGGUGACAGAGAGAUGUCAUUCUGUCAGAGACCUAGGAACGCCAAUUCAAGGCAUAUCCCAUGAUGGCUACAUGAAAGUAUGCCAGUUGGAGUGUGACGUCACUAGUGGUUUUCAGUUUGUGCUUGUGGAUGAAGCACAAGAUUUGACGCCCUGUCAAGCCGAUCUGUUUUGGGGCGAUCCCGGGGUCCGACAAGGCAGGGCCAUUUACUUGUUUGGAGAUCGCUAUCAGCAGCUCGACCGAUUCCGAGGUGCCUCCGAUUCAUUUCAUCAAAUGUGGCAACUCACUGCCCACAAGUACAAUUUGACAGGAUCCUUUCGCUUUGGCAGCAACAUCGCAAAGUUGGCUUCUCUAGUGCUAAAGGUCGUUGGCGGCGAAGAGCUCGUUGGACGUGCUCUACAUGCCGGUCAAGUACACAACGACGAGGGAUUUGGUAAUCGCGGCGUGGUUCUGUGCCGGACCAACCAAGGUUUGUACAGAUACCUUUUCUUCAACGAGCCCACCAGAUGGUGUUUUCUUGACGGGUCCAGGCGCCCCGUUCCCGAUCCACCAAAAUGGACUUUUGAUCUGGAAUCUUUUCUUGCAGUGGCUCCCAAAUACGGUUAUCAAGACGAUGACCAUACGUUUUGGUACAAGGAUGAGGAAUACCGGUGUUUCCUUGCAGUGGCUCCCGAGUACAGUUAUCAAAACGAUGACCAUAGGUUUAGGUACAAGGAUGAGGUCUUUUCAAGUAUUGAGGAAAUCAAGUCUUUCCUUGACGAUGAGGGUGAUUCAGACUUGAAUAAGUCCUUUCACUUGCUCUUGUUUUUAAAGCGGCAAGGGAAGAGCUUACGAGACUUUAUCUCUUCGAUUCAACGGUCGUUUUGUCCGCUUGAGGGUGACCCCGAUGAGUUUCCUGGGGUGGUCUUAUCUACAGUCCACAAGGCGAAAGGUCUCGAGUUCUCUCGUGUGCUGGUCUUUGAUGACUUCGACUUUGGGCGGAUCAUAAACUCAACAACAUCCAAGGUUUGCCAAGACGACGAAGCCAACAUCUUAUGCGUGGCCGUUACAAGGGCCAAGGAACAUCUAUUCCUCUGCGAACCUGCUCAGACGUGCUUGGAGAAGCUGUCCCAAAAGUUCCGGGCUCACAAUGUGGCACUCCCCUCUUAUCGAUGCAUUCGCAUCGAAGCAGACUCAGCGUGGAAUACCUUCAAGUCCUCGAGACGCAAGAUCAACUCGCUUGAAGAUAUCGAGUGGCCAUCCCCUGAUGAUUCCAACAUUUUGGCCCUCGAUCAAGAGAUGUCAGUGUUGGCACAAAGAGCGUACCUGCGUGCUUUGCGGUUGAGGUAUCACCCAGACGAGUUCUUCCCGGCGUUCGAGAGACGGAUCGCCAGGAGCGCAGAGCUCAAGAAGCAAAUCAUGGACAAACUGCGUGACCUUCUGGAUGAAAUCAAAAAGGCCUAUCGGGCCCUUCAACCCGAAGCCCCAGGUCCUUUUCGCUUGCGUGAGCAGCAUUAA
Seminavis robusta is the source of this 2301-nucleotide messenger RNA. The record is from the annotation of a GenBank genome assembly. NCBI's taxonomy places the organism in Eukaryota, Bacillariophyta, Bacillariophyceae, Naviculales, Naviculaceae.